GCAAAGGGAAUCUCUGUCAUAAAGCCUGGCUUCCUUGUCUUGUGGGUCCUGCCUCAUGCCACUUCUGCCCCCCUUGGAGUCUUCAUGGGCUCAGCUACACAGUAGCACAGGCCUUCUUCUCUCUUCUCUGGCCAAAGCGGGUAGAGGGCCAAGGGCGAGGGGGGCGUGAGGUGGGGAGCUGCGGAAGUUCAGGAGUUGCUGGGUGGCGCAGGUGCAGGCACUGGGCGGUGUCGGUUCUUUCACUCAUCCCUCCCCUCCCCCUUCCUCCCCGGAAACCAGCGACUUUGCCACCACCAGUAUUGGGGAUGAUGAGCUGUGGGGGCCAGGCCGGGGAGGGGUGGGAGUAAGGGGGGCUGCUGCAGCUGUCAGACCAGAAGCCAGGCUAACGCCUAGGCUCAGGCCUGCAGACUUGGCUCCCACAUCAAUAGCCAUGAGCAGCGGUGCCAACUGCACGGAUCAGCUAGGGCCUGGAAUUCCCUCCUUCCCCCAGGCCUGGGGAUUGUGGGCCCUCUUAGGGGCUGUGACGCUGCUGCUUCUCAUCUCGCUGGCUGCACACUUGUUCCGAUGCAGUAGUCGCUGGAGAAGGAACCGUUCAGGAGGCGGACAGUCUGGAGGGUCUGUGGAAGAGGUCCCCCUGUAUGGGAACCUGCAUUAUCUGAAGACAGGACGACUGUCUCAAGAACCAGGGCCAGACCAGCAGGAUCCCACACUUGGAGGCCCCACCAGGGCUGCAGAGGAGGUGAUGUGCUACACCAGCCUGCAGCUGCGGCCUCCUCAGGGCCGGGUCCCCAGCCCUGGAACCCCCAUCAAAUACUCAGAGGUGGUGCUGGACUCUGAGCCGAAGCCCCAGGCCUCGGGCCGGGAGCCGGAGCUCUACGCCUCCGUGUGUGCCCAGACGCGCAGAGCCCGGUCCUCCUUCCCGGACCAGGCCUACGCCAACAGCCAGACUGCACCCAGCUGAGACGGAGGCCCUGGCGGAGGGGAGAGGCACGGAGAACAGGUCCUGGGUGGGUGGGAGCUUCCUCUGUUGCAGGGGUGACGGUUACCCUGUUCGGGGCAUGACUGUUUCCCAGCAAACCCCCAAAGACAGUCAGCCAUCGCCCCGUCACCGGAGGUGAUGUUCCCCAAGCCUCCUAUCUGACCCGAGGGAGAUAAGUCAGGGGGAAAGCAGGCCCCCGUUUCUUGAGGAUGGAGAAAGCAGAGGCAGUGCCCCCCUCCUCGCUUCCUCCUCCUUCCGGAGUCUUACCAGGUCCUCCCGGCUAUUGCUCUCAUACACUGUACCGCUGACACCUCAGUGUCUCCUCAGACACAGGAAGUGGGCAGUGGGGGAGGGGGUGAGAGCCUAAGAGGACCUGGGUGGGUAUACCCCUGGGGAGGCCA
This is a messenger RNA of Myotis davidii, 1380 nucleotides long. It is a transcript of the gene SIT1, whose product is annotated as signaling threshold regulating transmembrane adaptor 1. The transcript is spliced from 5 exons. NCBI's taxonomy places the organism in Eukaryota, Metazoa, Chordata, Mammalia, Chiroptera, Vespertilionidae. Gene Ontology annotation, molecular function: kinase binding. The coding region runs from base 431 to 961 and encodes 176 amino acids. The record is from RefSeq and is a predicted model, not a curated record. Gene Ontology annotation, biological process: T cell homeostasis; signal transduction; regulation of T cell activation. Gene Ontology annotation, cellular component: plasma membrane.